CUUUCUAGCUGUAUAUCGGUCCUUCAGUUUGGUUUUGUACGUGCUGAGUGUCGCCCGGUGUUUGCCGUGCGUGUACAUAAUAUACGUGUGAUUUAGGUUGUUAGGAAUAUUUAAUAAUUAAACUGUUUUAAGUAAAAACAAAUCCACAAAAUGGCAUUGAUGCGUUGUAUUUCUGCGAACAAGUUGGCGGAGUCACACCAUAAAGUGAUCCCCAUCAUCGCCACCGCUAUUAGACACUUAUCAGCAGAAUCUACUGAUCUCAAAGCAGUUUUAGAAAAAAUUAUACCUAGAGAACAACAAAGAGUCAAAGAAUUCCGUAAAUCUCAUGGAGCCACCAAAGUGGGAGAAGUCACCGUUGAUAUGAUGUAUGGUGGUAUGCGUGGUAUUAAGGGAUUAGUCUGUGAAACUUCAGUAUUAGACCCUGAAGAGGGCAUCCGUUUCCGAGGCUUAUCUAUCCCAGAAUGCCAAAAAGUUUUACCCAAAGCACCAGGUGGCGAAGAACCUUUACCUGAGGGUCUUUUCUGGUUAUUAAUCACCGGUGAAGUACCAACCGAGGCUCAAGUUAAAGCACUGUCAAAGGAAUGGGCUAACCGUGCCACAUUACCAGCUCAUGUAGUCAGUUUAUUAAAUAAUAUGCCUAGCAACCUUCACCCUAUGUCACAGUUAUCAUGUGCCGUCACAGCAUUAAACAGUGAGAGCAAAUUUGCAAAAGCCUACAGUGAAGGAGUCAACAAAGCUAAAUACUGGGAGUAUGUAUUUGAAGACAGUAUGAACUUAAUUGCUAAACUGCCUGUAGUAGCAGCAACAAUAUACCGCAACACAUACAGGGAUAGUAAAGGAAUUAGUGCCAUUGAUACAAACAAAGAUUGGUCUGCUAAUUUCACAAAAAUGUUGGGUUAUGAGGAUGAAAAAUUCACUGAAUUAAUGCGUCUAUACCUCACCAUUCACAGUGAUCACGAAGGUGGCAAUGUAUCAGCGCAUACAGUUCAUUUAGUAGGAUCAGCCCUCAGCGAUCCCUACCUCUCAUUUGCUGCAGGUAUGAACGGUUUAGCUGGCCCAUUGCACGGUCUUGCUAACCAAGAAGUACUUAUUUGGCUGCAAAAGAUGCGCAAAGAACUUGGUGACAAUGUUACUGAAGAACAAAUGAAAGAAUUUAUCUGGAAGACGCUCAAGAGUGGACAGGUUGUGCCCGGAUAUGGCCAUGCUGUACUUCGUAAGACAGACCCCAGAUAUACAUGCCAAAGAGAAUUUGCUCUGAAACAUUUACCGAACGACCCACUCUUCCACUUGGUAUCUACUGUAUACAAAGUAGUUCCAUCCAUUUUGCAAGAAACAGGAAAAGUAAAGAACCCAUGGCCAAAUGUAGAUGCUCACAGUGGAGUUUUAUUACAGUACUACGGCUUGAAAGAAAUGAACUACUACACAGUUCUGUUUGGAGUUUCACGUGCUCUUGGUGUUUUGGCUUCUUUGGUUUGGGACCGUGCCUUAGGUUUACCAAUUGAACGCCCGAAAUCUAUGUCUACAGAUGGAUUAAUGAAAGCACUUAAAGCAUAAGACAAUAAUAGAAAGUUAUUUUAUUUCUGUGAAAACAUUUUUUAAGUAUGGUCAAAAAACUUACAUUUUUUAUUAAAAUAUUUCCAUUAUAUUUAAUUUGAAAUUAUGCAAUUAGUAAUGUAUGUAAAUUUACCAUUGUUAUAGAAUAUAGGCUAAUAUUUAUU
Messenger RNA from Ctenocephalides felis (cat flea), 1718 nucleotides. RefSeq names its product probable citrate synthase 2, mitochondrial. Gene Ontology annotation, biological process: carbohydrate metabolic process; citrate metabolic process; tricarboxylic acid cycle. The record is from RefSeq and is a predicted model, not a curated record. NCBI's taxonomy places the organism in Eukaryota, Metazoa, Arthropoda, Insecta, Siphonaptera, Pulicidae. The transcript has 7 exons. The coding region runs from base 151 to 1554 and encodes 467 amino acids. Gene Ontology annotation, cellular component: mitochondrial matrix.